Messenger RNA from Cooperia oncophora, 519 nucleotides. NCBI's taxonomy places the organism in Eukaryota, Metazoa, Nematoda, Chromadorea, Rhabditida, Trichostrongylidae. The record is from the annotation of a GenBank genome assembly.
AUGCCAAAUCAAGGGAGCGGCCAGAUUCAAUUGUGGCAAUUUCUGCUGGAACUUUUGGCGGAUGCCGCUUCAAAUGCUCACUGCAUCGCGUGGGAAGGCGGCAGCGGAGAAUUCAAGUUGGUUGAUCCGGACGAAGUAGCACGGAAAUGGGGAGAACGAAAAAGCAAACCGAAUAUGAACUACGAUAAACUCAGCCGGGCAUUACGGUAUUACUACGAUAAGAACAUCAUGACAAAGGUUCAUGGUAAGAGGUACGCCUACAAAUUUGACUUUCAAGGACUUGCACAAGCCUGUCAGAAUUCGAUGAACAGUGGGAGUGACAUUUCGACCGCAGUUCAAUCGCUUAGCCCCUAUCAAAAUAUAUCAAAGCUUACGCCUUCACAAGUGCCAUAUCAAUUAUUGGGAGGUUCAGACAGGUUAGCACAAGCAGUUCCCGUCUGCAGUACAUAUUGGCCAGCCCAACCACAGGCUUACAUCUAUCCCACAGUGUCAUACUAUAGUUCCAAACCAUCGUUGUAA